Molecule: messenger RNA, 348 nt
Organism: Phytophthora sojae
Lineage: Eukaryota; Oomycota; Peronosporomycetes; Peronosporales; Peronosporaceae
Exons: 1
Source: RefSeq, a predicted model, not a curated record
UACGGCACCGACAUCUCCGAGUGUGGCAACACUGAGAAGAAGGGCCUUGCUCAGCCCGUGCCUUCGGAUGGCUACGCGCAACACGACACGUUGGGCAGCUCGCACCCGGGGCCGUGCGAGAUCUGGUGCGAUGACACGCGCGUCUUCCACAACACCAAUUGUGCGCAAGAGUACGCCGGCGAAGUGCCAACGAAACUCCCAAUCGACGUGAGCACGUGCAAGGCGUCGUCCGAGUUCGUGUUCUACUGGCUGGCACUGCACGCUCAACCGUGGCAAGUCUACAUCAACUGUGUGGCUCUGGACGGCACGGCCGCUGCAGGUUCUACCAACUCGACCUCGACGACGACG